AUGAAGGUUCCUGUAUGCUCAUCAAUAAAUGUAGCAAAAUGUAUAUUUACAAGUAUUUUUCAGACUUCCAAGCGUCGAAAUAAUGGACGCAGCAAAAAAGGGCGCGGGCACGUUAAGUAUGUAAGGUGUACCAACUGUGCCCGCUGUGUUCCCAAAGACAAGGCCAUCAAGAAGUUUGUCAUCAGAAAUAUUGUGGAGGCAGCAGCUGUCAGAGAUAUCUCUGAUGCCAGUGUAUAUGAUGUAUAUGCAUUGCCCAAGCUAUAUGCUAAGCUGUUGUACUGUGUGUCCUGUGCAAUCCAUUCAAAAGUAGUGAGAAACAGAUCACGAGAGGCACGUAAAGACCGAUCACCCCCACUUAGGUUCAGACCAAGAAUGGACGGAGGUCCACCCAGACAAGGUGCUGGAGCUGGAGCAGGUACCGGAGGAGGCGGUGGCCAGGGUGGUGGUGGUGGUGGUGGCGGCGGCGGCGGAGGAGGCGGUCCCCCACAAAGGACAUAAACUGUUAAUAAAUGUCAUACAGUG
This is a messenger RNA of Mytilus californianus (California mussel), 522 nucleotides long. Its product is annotated as 40S ribosomal protein S26-like. Gene Ontology annotation, cellular component: cytosolic small ribosomal subunit; ribosome. The transcript is spliced from 4 exons. Gene Ontology annotation, biological process: translation. Gene Ontology annotation, molecular function: mRNA binding; structural constituent of ribosome. The coding region runs from base 1 to 498 and encodes 165 amino acids. The record is from RefSeq and is a predicted model, not a curated record. Lineage: Eukaryota; Metazoa; Mollusca; Bivalvia; Mytilida; Mytilidae.